GCCGGGCCCGCGGCGGUGCCGGGAUGAUGGUGCUCCCCUCGAAGGAGCAGCGCCGGGGGGCCGGGCAGCCCCCGGGGAGGCUCCAGGCGAGACCCCUGCGGUGCAGCUGGCGAGUCCUGGCCGAGAGGAACCAGAGCGUGGUCCCCGUGGGCGUCUGGGUGGAGAGUGCGCCAGGCCAGCAGAGCCCGGCCUUUGCUUCGGCAUCGCGGGUGGAGGAGGAGCUGAAGGAGCAGCAGAGGAAGAAGGCAGCCAGCCUGAGGAGAUUCCAGGCCGAGGUGAGGCAGAGGGUGAACCGGCAGGUCAGGCUGCGCCGGAGGCAGGAGCUGCAGAAGGCCUACGAAACAGCGGAGAGGGAGAGCUGCGUUGCUGUGCCGUACUCGAGCCGCUGGAAGAACACGUGCCUGUUCCAGAGUCUCCCUGCUCCCAUCAUCUGUGGGCCCGCUGCUGGCUCCAGCCCAGCCCAGCCAGAAGAGGAGCAUGGGGAGCCAUUCCAGCAAUGAGCCGCCGAGCUCAGCAGGGCUGUGCAGCAGGUGCGGCGCAGGCUGGCGUCCUGCAGGACCGUGUUCCCCGGCGCCUGGAGGCAGGAGAAUCCAGCCCCUUGCUUGGCAGCUGCAGUGCCCGUGGAGGAGAGCGAGGAGCUGCUGCUGGCAGGACACCACGAUCUGCCUGCUGAGCUGCUGGAGCGGGGCGCAGCCGCAAAUGGCGCUGGGCAGGAUGACGACUUCUACAUCAAAAUUGAAUUUAGAAAAGUCUGUGAUGGGUCAGUGGAGGACUCGAGCCUGCCUGGGCCUCCUGGGAGGCCACACAGUGAAUACCAACCUCCCCCCAAACUCUGGGCUGGUGUUGACCAAGAGGAAACCAGGAAGCAGCGGCAGAGAGAGUUCCUGCGGUGCCGGCGCCUGUUCAUGGCCAUGGAGCGGGAGCGGGUGAGGGAGCAGCAGCGGCAGCGAGAGAGGCAGCAGAGAGUUGCCCAGAUCAAGAGGAGGAAGGAGAAUCAGCGCUGCGCAGAGGAGCAGAGGAUGCGAGACAUGGCUGAGCAGCGAGAGCCCUCCCUGGGAGAGGGAGCCUGGGAAGCUCUGGCCCAGCUCCAGCUGGAGGAGAGGAGAGUGAGGGACAGACAGCAGCGGGAUAAGGAGCACGUGAGGUAUGUUGAAGCUCUGAGAGCCCAGAUGAGAGAGAAAGUCAAAUUCUCUAACAUCGACUUGCCCCCGCUGUGUUCCUGUGGGUCUGAUUUCUGGGAUUCCCACCCGGAUACCUGUGCCAAUAACUGCGUCUUCUACAAAAACCACAAAGCCUACAGCCAGGCGCUGCACUCGGUGAUCUCCUCCCAUGCCCACGCGGCCACGGGGCCUCUCCAGCGCUCGGCUGCUCUCGGCGCUCGUGCAGGGAAGCGUCUGUGACCGAGGCAGCUCCGUGUCCCAGCCACUGGUGUGAGCAGGGAGUGGGGCUGUGCCGUGUCCUGCCUGCCCCUCCACGCCAGCUGCCAGGACGGUGUCACCUUUGCCCCCCUGGUUUGCGCGCUCCGGUCUGCGCUGUGCCUCUCCCAGGUGGCAGUUGGUCGAGGUGAAGGAGGCAAUUGCUCUCUGGGGUUGGUUUAUGGCAGGCACUUGCAUUCCAGCAUUUGGCCGUGGAAUAAACUGUUUUCAAGGAUUGUUUGUCUCAUUUGAAGUGUGGAAGGAGGAGAAAUGAGGUGCCAGGGGUCAGUAUCUCUUAGGCGAGGAUUUCCAACUUUUCCCUGCUCCCUUCUCUCCCUUUUCCUAGGGCUUCUGCCAGCCCCUGCCACUUAGAUCAUCAUCCAGAGCCAAGUAUUAAUUGUUCCCUCCUCCUUUUCUGUGUGAGGGCCUCUCUUCCAAUAACACCUACACAGCUUUGUACCUGACCCAUGCUCCCACAGCCUCUACUUUGCU
Hirundo rustica (Barn swallow) is the source of this 1907-nucleotide messenger RNA. It is a transcript of the gene CCDC15, whose product is annotated as coiled-coil domain containing 15. The transcript has 10 exons. The record is from RefSeq and is a predicted model, not a curated record. NCBI's taxonomy places the organism in Eukaryota, Metazoa, Chordata, Aves, Passeriformes, Hirundinidae. Bases 906 to 1400 code for a protein of 164 amino acids. Gene Ontology annotation, cellular component: centrosome.